UGGAGACCAAGAUGGCGGCGGCGGUGACGGCGCCGGCCGUGUGGCCCGGGGCGAUCCGCCAGUGAGCGCUGAGGCCGCUCCGCUGCGGGUGGGGCCGCGCCGGGCCUGCUCGCCGGGCCGCAGAGCUCGCCGUCCCGCGACCGCCUGAACCGACCUCUGCUUUCUCCCCCACGCCCCGCCCGCUGCUCCGCCGCCUUCCGCAGAGGCCAUGGAGGACGAGGAGCGACAGAAGAAGCUGGAGGCCGGCAAAGCCAAGCUUGCCCAGUUUCGACAGAGGAAAGCCCAGUCUGAUGGACAGAAUCCUUCCAAGAAGCAGAAAAAAAAGAGGAAAACCUCAAGCAGUAAACAGGACGUGUCGGCAUACCAUGACCAGUCCCAGGAGGAGGAGAGGAGUCUGAGCAGUUGUCAGGGGGUGGGACCCACUGGGACUCCGGAGCCCACAGCAAGGGGAACUCUGUGCAGUGGGGAGACGAUGCAGACCGACCAGGUCUUCUCUGCCGAGCCAGAGAGUGAAAUUUCAACUACUGCAGAUGAUUACAGUUCAGAGGUUAAUGGUUGCAGUUUUGUGAUGAGAACAGGAAAGCCUGCAGAUUUAUUAAGGGAAGAAGAAUUUGGUGUCGAUGAUUCUUAUUCUGAACCAGGAGUACAGUACAGUCAGGCGCACCUAGAGAUGAUGGAAACUGAAUUGACUGGGAAACAGCAAGAGAUUGAAGAGCUCAGUAGAGAGUUGGAAGAGCUCAGGGCCACUUACGGGACCGAAGGACUGCAGCAGUUACAAGAAUUCGAAGCUGCCAUUAAACAAAGAGAUGGCAUCAUAACCCAGCUCACUGCCAAUUUACAGCAGGCAAGAAGAGAAAGGGAUGAGACAAUGAGAGAAUUUUUAGAGUUGACAGAACAAAGCCAAAAAUUACAGAUUCAGUUCCAGCAUUUACAGGCCAGUGAAACACUGAGAAGCAGCACUCACAGCAGCACGGCUGCAGACUUGCUACAAGCCAAACAGCAGAUCCUCACUCAUCAGCAGCAGCUCGAAGAACAGGACCACUUACUAGAAGACUAUCAGAAAAAGAAAGAAGACUUCAAAAUGCAGAUUAGUUUCUUGCAAGAGAAAAUUAAAGUAUAUGAAAUGGAGCAAGAUAAAAAAAUAGAAAAUGCAAAUAAAAAAGAAAUACAAGAAAAGGAGGCUAUCAUUGAAGAAUUAAGUACAAAAAUAGUAGAAGAAGAAAAAAAAGCUCUUGAACUGAAAGAUAAAGUAACAGUUUCUGAUAAAUUAUUAGGAGAAUUACAAGAACAGGUUGUACAAAAAAACCAAGAGAUUAAAAAUAUGAAAUUAGAGCUGACCAGUUCUAAGCAAAAAGAAAGACAAUGUUCUGAAGAAAUAAAGCAGUUGAUGGGGACAGUUGAAGAGCUUCAGAAGAGAAAUCAUAAAGAUAACCAAUUUGAAGUUGAUGUAGUGCAAAGAAUGGAACAAGAAACACAAAGAAAGUUGGAACAGCUUCGAGCGGAGUUGGAUGAGAUGUAUGGGCAGCAGAUUGUGCAGAUGAAACAAGAAUUAAUAAAGCAGCACUUGUCGCAAAUAGAGGAACUUAAAGCACAGCAUAAGGGAGAAGUGGAGAGUGCUUUGAAAUCAUAUCCACAUGCUGCUGUUAAUGAAGAUCAAGUUAAGUUAAUGACCAUGGCAAUAAAUGAGUUGAACAUAAAAUUGCAAGAUACUAACUCUCAAAAGGAGAAACUCAAGGAAGAACUGGGAGUGAUUUCAGGAGAGAAGUCUGCUUUACAAAGACAGCUUGAAGAUCUUUUUGAAGAAUUGAGCUUUUCAAGGGACCAAAUCCAGAGAGCAAGACAGACAAUAGCUGAACAAGAAAGUAAACUGAAUGAAGCGUACAGGUCCCUUAGUACAGUGGAAGAUUUGAAAGCUCAGAUCGUUUCAGCAUCUGAAUCCAGGAGGGAAUUAGAAUUAAAACAUGAAGCAGAAGUUACAAAUUACAAGAUCAAACUUGAAAUGUUAGAAAAAGAGAAAAAUGCUGUAUUAGACAGAAUGGCUGAGUCACAAGAGGCCGAAUUGGAGAGACUGAGAACACAACUUCUGUUUAGUCAUGAAGAGGAACUUUCCAAGCUGAAGGAAGAUUUGGAAAUUGAACACCGAAUAAACACUGAAAAGCUUAAGGAAAACUUGGGCAUUCACUAUAAACAGCAGAUAGAUGGCUUACAGAGUGAAAUGAGUCAAAAGAUAGAAACCAUGCAGUUGGAAAAAGAUAAUUUGAUAACAAAGCAGAAUCAGUUGAUUUUGGAAAUUUCAAAGCUAAAAGAUUCACAGCAGUUCCUUGUGAAUUCAAAAUCUGAAGAAAUGACCCUUCAAAUCAGUGAACUUCAAAAAGAAAUCGAAAUACUCAGGCAGGAAGAAAAGGAAAAGGGUACACUAGAACAAGAAGUUCAAGAAUUACAACUUAAAACUGAGUUAUUGGAGAAGCAAAUGAAGGAAAAAGAGGAUGACCUUCAAGCAAAAUGUGUGCAGCUUGAAGCAGAGAAUAGCAUUCUUAAAGAUGAAAAGAAGACUCUAGAAAACAUGUUGAAAAUAAAUACUUCUGUUAGUGAAGACGAAGGAGUGAUUGUCAUGGACUCCACUAAGUCUAAUUCCAAAGACUGUAGCUGGCAGAAAGAAAUAGAAAUACUCACAGAAGAAAAUGAGGGCCUCAAACAACAGUGUAUUCAAUUAAACGAAGAAAUUGAAAAGCAAAGAAAUACGUUUUCAUUUGCUGAAAAAAACUUUGAGGUUAACUAUCAAGAGUUACAGGAAGAAUAUGCUUGCCUUCUCAAAGUAAAAGAUGAUUUGGAAGACAGUAAGAAUAAGCAAGAAUUAGAGUACAAACGUAAACUUGAAGCACUUAAUGAAGAGCUUCAUUUGCAAAGAAUAAAUCUACCCACUGUGAAAGUGAAAAGCUCAGCCUCUGAAGAUGACAAAACCAUGUUAUCAGAGCCGUUGGAAGCCAGUGAGGUUGUUGAGAAGGAUACAACAGAACUUAUGGAAAAACUUGAGGUCACCAAGCGAGAAAAACUGGAACUCUCAGAGAGACUGUCUAAUCUUUCUGAACAAUUAAAACAGCAGCAUGUUGAGAUUGACUUUCUGAAUGAAGAAGUUAAAUCUUUAAAGCAAGAGAAAGAGCGGGUUUUAUUGAGAUGUAGAGAGCUGGAAGGAAUACUUUGUCAUAAUGGGACAGAAAACAGCUAUAUGGAGAACACUCAGUUAAAUUCUCUAAGCGACGAAAUUGGUCCUGUGACAAGUAUGGAUGGUGGAGCAUCAGUUUCUCACACAAAGAAAGGUUCUAGUGAAGAAUCGAGACUAACAGUGACAGACAAAAUUCCCUUUGCUAAUCUGCCUGUCGGAAAAACAAGCAAGCAAGAACAGUUGUUUUUGGAUCAUUUGACCUUGGUAACAAAAGAAUCAUCGCUUGGGGCAAUUGAACCAAGUGAAAGUGACAAACUUCAGCAAGAACUCAGUGUACUUAAAUCAGAACAGAAUGACUUAAGGCUGCAGAUGGAAGCCCAGCGCAUAUGCCUCUCCCUCGUAUAUUCCACACAAGUGGAUCAGGUUCGUGAAUACAUGGAAAACGAAAAAGAUAAAGCUCUUUGCAGACUGAAAGAGGAGCUUAUCUCUGCUCAAGAGGAAAAGAUCAAAGAACUUCAGGAAAUACACCAGUUAGAACUACAAAACACAAAAAUACAAGAAGCAGGCGAUGAAGCAAAGCCUUUACAGGCACUCCUUGGAAAACUUCAGGAGGCAGUAGCUGAGGAAUGUUCCUGUAUUUCACAGACUUUAUGCCAUGUCCUUGGUGAAUAUUAUACUCCUACUGUAAAAUGUGAAAUAAAUGUAGAAGGAAAAGAGAAUCCUGUUGAUCACACUUCUGAAUGUCAAGAGUCUCAAUUUCAAGAUUACAGAUGUAAAGUUCAAGACUUUCAAGAAAACAUGCAAACUCUUCUCAAUCAAGUAAAAGAGGAAUACAACAAACUCUUGGUGCUUCAGACACGAGUAAACAAGGGACAGCCAAUCGACGUGUGACACUUGAUAUUUGCGGAAAACACUCACAUUACCUAAAAGAGGACCCAUUCCUUGUCCCUUCACUCUCAGAUGAGCAACUUACAAGACAUUGGUGUCAGUCAUGGAGGCAGGUUACCCUCUCAGCAAGCCUCUGGACGGAUGAAGCAACUUGGAGAUGAAGUCCAGCAACUGGAGCACUCCAGAUCCCCUUUGCAGCCACAGUCGGAAGAGACUGAUGGAAACUCUGGGGCCCAAGUCCGCUGUUUGCAGCAGAGGCUUCACCCUAUUCAGCCAAGCUUCUCCAAUGGUUCAACAGUAAUUGUGGACUCAGAUGUACAGAGAACAAUGUAUCCUGGAAAUUGUCCAGAAGACAGUACUGAUGGUACAGUAGAGUUUUCUGGAGAAUCUCAAGUGAAACCAGAAACAAAUAUGGUUAAGAUGCUGGAAAAACAGUACCAAGAACGAUUAGAAGAAGAAGUAGCUAAGGUCAUUGUGUCAAUGAGUAUAGCAUUUGCUCAACAAACUGAACUGUCUAGAGUGUCUGAGGGAGUAGAAAAUGGCACCGCAUCAGAGCAAGCACACGCUCCCUGUCAGCAGGAAGAACAACAUUUUCAGGAAAAGCAGUUACCAAAGGGCCAAGCUGUUCUUCAGGCUUUAGAGGGAACAGAUACGAAGCUCAAAGAAGAAUUUAAACCACUUAGUAAAGAGUUAGGAGAAGAUCGAAAGGAAGUUCUGUUGUCAAAUGAUGAGGAUCUUGCUCACACACUAGACUCAGAGGACCAUGAACUGACUAUUUCAGAAGAAAUGUUCUGCAAAGAUAAGACAUUUGUAGUCAGAGAAUCUGUUCAUGAUGAAAUUUUGGUAUCAAAUAUGGAUGCUUCUAGACAGCUAAUGCUGAAUGAAGAGCAGUUGGAAGAUAUGAGGCAAGAACUCGUCCGACAGUACCAGGAGCAUCAGCAGGCGAUGGAGCUCUUACGGCAGGCACACAUGCGGCAGAUGGAGAGGCAGCGGGAAGACCAGGAACAGCUGCAGGAAGAAAUUAAGAGACUCAACAGACAGUUGGCCCAGAGAUCCUCAAUAGAUAAUGAAAACCUGGUUUCAGAGAGAGAGAGGGUGCUCUUAGAGGAGCUGGAAGCACUAAAGCAGCUGUGUUUAGCUGGAAGAGAGAAGCUGUGUUGUGAGCUGCGCAACAGCAGUACGCAAACACAGGAUGGAAGUGAAAACCAGCCGGAAGCGGAGGAACACACGUUCACAGAGAAGGAACUGGACAGAAAACCUGAGGACGUCCCUCCUGAUGUCCUGUCCAGUGAAAGAUAUGCACUUCAGAAAGCUAAUAACAGACUUCUCAAGAUCCUCGUGGAAGUUGUAAAGACAACAGCAGCUGUUGAAGAAACUAUUGGCCGCCAUGUCCUUGGAAUUCUAGAUAGAUCUAGUAAAAUCCAGUCAUCUGCCAGUCUGAUGUGGAGGUCAGAAGCAGAGGCAUCUGUAAAAUCAUGUGUCCAUGAGGAACAUAUAAGAGUUACAGACGACUCCAUCCCCCCUUACUCUGGAAAUGAUGUGUCAAGGAAUGACAGUAGCGUGUGGUCCAAAGUGACCGAGGAAGGAGCGGAGCUGUCCCAGCGGCUUGUGAGGACUGGUUUUGCUGGAUCUGAAAUAGACCCUGAGAAUGAAGACCUGAUGCUGAACAUCAGUUCUCGACUCCAGGCAGCAGUUGAAAAACUCCUGGAAGCCAUAAGUGAAACUAGCAGUCAGCUUGAACAUGCAAAAGUUACCCAGACAGAGUUGAUGCGUGAGUCAUUCAGACAGAAACAGGAAGCCACGGAGUCCCUGAAGUGCCAGGAGGAGCUGCGAGAACGCCUGCAUGAAGAGGCCCGGGCCAGAGAGCAGCUGGCGGUGGAGCUCAGCAGGGCCGAGGGUGUCAUUGAUGGCUAUGCAGACGAGAAGACAGUAUUUGAGAGGCAAAUUCAGGAGAAAAGUGAUCUGAUCGAUCAUCUUGAGCAGGAGCUGUUGUGUGCAGGUAGCAGACUGCGGGAGCUGGAGGCAGAGCGACAGCAGGUUCAGGAUGAGAGAGAAUUACUGUCGCGACAGAAGGAGGCGAUGAAAGCCGAGGCAGGCCCCAUCGGGCAGCAAUUUCUACAAGAGACAGAAAAGUUAAUGAAGGAAAAACUAGAAGUGCAGUGUCAAGCUGAAAAAGUACGUGAUGACCUUCAGAAACAAGUGAAAGCUCUAGAAAUAGACGUGGAGGAACAAGUCAGCAGGUUCAUAGAGCUGGAGCAAGAGAAGAACGCUGAACUGAUGGAUUUAAGACAACAAAACCAAGCUCUGGAAAAGCAGUUAGAAAAAACGAGAAAGUUUUUAGAUGAGCAGGCCAUUGAUAGAGAACAUGAGAGAGAUGUCUUCCAGCAGGAGAUACAGAAGCUGGAACAGCAGCUUAAACUUGUUCCUCGCUUCCAGCCUGUCAGUGAGCAUCCGACCAGAGAGGUUGAACAGUUAACAAACCAUCUGAAGGAAAAAACGGAUAAGUGCAGUGAACUCCUGCUGUCGAAAGAGCAGCUUCAGAGGGACAUCCAGGAGAGGAACGAGGAGAUCGAGAAGCUGGAGUGCAGAGUCCGGGAGCUGGAGCAAGCCCUGCUCACCAGUGUGGACACUUGUCAAAAGGUGGAGAACCGCAAGCAGUUUGGAGCUGUAGAAGCUAAAGCAGAAUUGUCACUAGAAGUGCAGCUGCAGGCUGAGCGAGACGCCAUAGACAGAAAGGAAAAAGAGAUCACAAACUUAGAAGAACAAUUAGAGCAGUUUAGAGAAGAACUGGAAAAUAAGAAUGAAGAAGUCCAGCAGCUACAUAUGCAACUAGAGAUACAAAAGAAGGAAUCCACUACUCGCCUACAAGAACUUGAACAAGAGAACAAAUUAUUUAAGGAUGAAAUGGAGAAACUGGGAUUUGCCAUAAAGGAAUCUGAUGUUAUUUCUCCUCAGGACCAACAUGUGCUGUUUGGAAAAUUUGCUCAAAUAAUACAGGAAAAAGAGGUAGAAAUUGACAGAUUAAAUGAACAAAUUAUAAAUCUUCAGCAGCAACUUGAAAUCACAACAGAUAACAAGGCCAUUGAAGAAAAAAAUGAACUGAUAAGGGAUCUUGAAGCGCAGAUAGAAUGUUUGAUGAGUGACCAAGAACGCGUGAAGAAGAAUAGAGAAGAAGAAAUAGAGCAGCUGAAUGAAGUGAUUGAGAAACUGCAACAGGAACUGGCGAGUAUUGAGCAGAAGACGUCCGCGGACCCUCCCUGCCUCCCCGAGGAAGCUGACAGCCUGAAGCACCAGCUGGAGCAGGUGAUCGCCGAGAAGCUGGCCUUGCAGCAUCAGGUCAAAACUACCAAGGAAGAAAUGGCUGUCACAAAAAAUGUACUUGAGGAAACCAAUUUCAAAAUGUAUCAACUUACUCAAGAAUUAUGCAACUUAAAGAGAGAACAUGAAAAUGUGGAAAAAAUUCAGAGAGUGCCAGAGAAAAGCAUGAAUGUGAGUGUGGGUGAUCUGAGCAAAGAUACGCCUGGGCUGGACCUGAUCCCUGCUGAGGACACCCGAGCACUCCUAGAAAACCUCAGGUCUCUUGAAGAAAACAGCAAAGUUUCCAUAAGUAGUUUGGAAACAAAGUUGCUCCAACUUGAGAGCACUGUUAGUACAAAGGACUUGGAACUUCUACAAUGUUAUAAACAAAUAAAAGACAUACAAGAGCAAGGCCAGUCUGAAACACAAAUGCUUCAAAAGAAGAUUGUAAACCUACAGAAAAUACUUGAGGAAAAAGUGGCUGCUGCUCUUGUGAGUCAAGUUCAACUUGAAGCAGUUCAGGAGUACGUGAAACUCUGUCAAGAUGAGCAGGCAGUCUCAUCAGAACCCACAAGGACAGACUCGCAGAAUUUAAGUCAACCAACGGCAAACACAGUGGAGUCAGAUGUAUCUGCACUCACCCUGAGAAUCUCGGAGUUAGAAAGCCAGGUAUUGGAAAUGCACUCUAGUUUGAUUUUAGAAAAAGAGCAAGUAGAAAUCGCAGAGAAAAAUGCUUUGGAAAAAGAAAAGAAAUUGAUGGAGCUACAGAAGCUUUUGGAGGACACUGAGAGAAAGCGGGGAGAGAAAGAAGGGGCGAGCAACGCCCCAGGAGAUGUGGAAGUUCUUAAGGUUACUACUGAACUAACUGAUACAACUAAAGAAAGUGGAAUUUUUGGAGAACUGCAGUCCCUUAAAGCUGAGUCAGCAGCUACCAAGGAAGAACUUGCCAGCUACAAAGAACUGGCAGAAAAACUUCAAGAAGAGCUUUUGGUAAAAGAAGCAAAUAUGGCAUCUCUUCAGAAAGACUUAAGCUGCAUUAAAGAGCAGCUUACAGAGGCUGAGGACAAAUUAUCCCGCUUCUCAGAAAAAGAUAAGACAGAGGAACAAGGAAACAGGAAGGUCUGCGUACCGGAACUACCUCCUGGUGAAGCCGGUGAAAGCGUUGCUUCCCAGACAGAAGGCGCUGUCCAGGUGGAGAGCCACGCCCAGACUCCACGGAUUGCAGUUAGAAGUGCGGGGAUCCAGACAGAGCCACGGAGCCAUGGUUCCUCUGAAGGAGUCACCGCGAUCGUCGCUCAGUUUCCUGACAGGGUGGAGCAGGUGCGAGAGCUGCGCGCCGAGGUUUUGGACUUGGAAUCUAGACACAUUUCUGAAACGGAGGCUUGGAAGAGGGGGCGUUGUGGUGCUGUUCAGUUACUGUUCACCACUGAGUGUGGUUCCUUGACAUCUGUGAUGCAGGGUCUGGGAAUGCAAGAGGGAUCCCCAGUUCCUGAAUUAACACAUUCUAACGCUUACCAAACUGAAGAAGUGGGUUCUAGCGACACUGGAUCAGACUGGGGUCAGGAGAUUUACCUCACACAAAGUCAGCCGUUUGACACAGCAUCAGAAGGCCAUGGUGAAGAAGGCGAAAGUUCCACAGAUUCGUUUCCCAAGAAAAUAAAGGGACUGCUGAGAGCCGUGCACAGUGAGGGCAUGCAGGUGCUGUCGCUCACCGAGUCCCCCUACGGCGACGGAGAGGACUGUUUCGGUCUGCAGUUUGCAGAAUCAUGGCGGGAAGAGAGGAGAGCUUACCUCAGUACAAUCUCAUCUCUCAAGGAUCUCAUUGCCAAAGCGCAGGUGCAAAGAGAAGCUGAGGUUUAUGACAGUUCUCAGUCUCACGAGAGUGACUCAGACUGGCGCGGUGAGCUCCUUCUCGCCCUGGAACAAGUUUUCUUACGGGAGCGCAGCGUGUUACUAGCCGCCUUUCAGAGCGAGCUGACAGCUCUAGGUCCUGGAGAUGCAGUCGGGUUAAUAGGCUGUUUGGAGCAGCGAAUACAAGAACAGAAUGUUGAAUAUCAAACAGCUAUGGAUUGUCUGCAGAAAGCCGACAGACAGAGCUUGUUGUCUGAAAUCCAAGCGCUCCGUGCUCAAGUGAACGGUAGGAAAAUGAUUCUGAAAAGAGAACACGGAAGCAGUAAACCGGGCCAGGGACUCCUGGAGCACAGCAUGCAGCAGAAGCAGGCACAGUUGCUGGAGCUGCAGGUGGAGCUGAAUGGUGCACAGGAGCGCUCUGCCGAGCUGCAGGAGCAGCUGAGCGCCGAGAAGCUGGUGGCGGCAGAGCUCAGGAGUGAGCUUGCGCAGACCAAGCUGGAGCUGGAGACGACGCUCAAGGCUCAACACAAGCACCUCAAGGAACUGGAAGCUUUCAGGUUGGAAGUGAAAGACAAGACAGAUGAAGUUCAUUCACUCAAUGAUACACUAGCAAGUGAGCAGAAGAAAUUGAGAGAACUCCAGUGGGCAUUGGAGAAAGAAAAGGCCAAAAUGGGGCGCAGCGUAGAACGGGAUAAGGAGGAACUUGAGGACCUGAAAUUUUCACUUGAGGAUCAGAAACAAAGGAAUGGUCAACUAACCCAACUUUUGGAACAACAGAAACAACUACUCAGUGAAGCACAACAGGAAAUAGAAUCCCAGAGAAUGCUGUAUGACGCGCAGUUAUCCGAAGAGCGAGGCCGAAGCUUAGAGCUCCAGGUGCUGCUGGACUCCGAGAAGGGCCGGGUUCAGGAGAUGAGCAGCACCCUGGAGCGGGAGCGGGAACUGCACGCCCAGCUGCAGGCCAGUGCCGAGAGCGGCCAGCCACGGCCCGCCGUGCCCUCCGAAGAGCUGCUUCGGGAGCUGCAGAGACAGCUGGAGGAGAAGCACGGGCGCAUAGUGGAGCUGCUGGGUGAAACCGAGAAGUACAAACUGGACUCUCUGCAAACGAGACAGCAGAUGGAGAAAGACCGGCAGGUGCACAGGAAGACGCUGCAGACAGAACAGGAGGCCAACAGCGAGGGACAGAAGAAAAUGCGCGAGCUGCAGUCCAGGGUGGAAGAUCUGCAGCACCAGCUGGAGGAGAAGCGGCAACAAGUAUAUAAGUUGGACCUCGAAGGAAAAAGGCUCCAAGGAAUCAUGCAGGAGUUCCAGAAGCAAGAACUAGAGCGAGAAGAAAAACGGGAAAGUAGAAGAAUUCUGUAUCAGAAUCUUAAUGAGCCAGCCAUGUGGAGCUUAACCAGUGAUCGAACUAGAAACUGGGUUCUUCAGCAGAAAAUAGAAGGCGAGACAAAGGAAUCAGGCUAUCCUAAAUUGAUUGAAAUGAAUGGAGGCAGAGCUGACUGUAAUCCUGAAUUGGAAAUGAUCAGACAAAAGCUUCAACAUGUGGCUUCAAAGCUGCAGCUCCUAUCGCAGAAGGCCGGUAACAGACUACAGUUUGAAACAGCAGAUGAUGAGGAUUUCUUUUGGGUUUUGGAAAACAUUGAUGGAAUUAUUUUGCGGCUGCAGAAAUUAACUGGCCAGCUGUAUGAAGAGCCUAGCAUAGUGUCCCCAAGUACUGCUUGUGGCUCACUGACGGAAAGACUACUGAGACAAAACGCCGAGCUGACAGGCCACAUCCGCCAGCUCACCGAAGAGAAGAAUGACUUGAGGAGCUUGGUGAUGAAGCUGCAGGAGCGGGCCAGCUGGUACCGGCAGGCGGGAGCCAGCAGAGAUGCCUCUUCUAGGUUUGCAUUUAAUGGCGGUGCCAGCCUUGAAGCCAUCAUUGCUUCUGAAAAAGAAGUGUGGAGCCGGGAGAAGGCAGCGCUGCAGAAGUCCUUGAAAAGGGCAGAGGCGGAAGUGUGCAAGCUGAAAGCUGAGCUAAGAAAUGAUGCUUUGCUUCAGAACCUGAGCCCUGACUCCGAGCACAUCGCCUUAAAGAGACUUUACAGUAAAUACCUGAGGGCAGAGAGCUUCCGAAAAGCCCUCAUCUAUCAGAAGAAAUACCUGCUGCUGUUACUGGGUGGCUUUCAGGAGUGUGAGGAUGCCACCCUGACCCUGCUGGCCCGCAUGGGGGGACAGCCGGCCUUCACAGACCUUGAGGGCAUCACCAACCGCCCCCGGGGCUUCACCCGCUUCCGGUCAGCUGCCCGAGUGUCCAUCGCGAUUUCGAGAAUGAAAUUUUUGGUUCGACGAUGGCAUCGAGUCACAGGUUCUGGUUCCAUCAAUAUUAACAAGGAUGGCUUUGGACUACAUCCAGGUGCUGACAAGACAGACUCAUUUUAUCAUUCUGGGGGGCUGGAGCUGUAUGGCGAACCAAGACACACAGCUUAUCGCUCAAGAUCAGAUCUGGACUAUCCUAGGUCACCUUUGCCAUUUCAAAAUAGGUAUCCAGGCACCCCUGCGGAUUUAAACCCUGGCUCCCUGGCAUGUUCACAGCUUCAGAACUAUGACCCUGACAGAGCCCUGACGGAUUACAUCACCCGGCUUGAGGCGCUGCAGAGACGGCUUGGAACCGUACAGUCAGGUUCGACUCCUCAGUUUCAUGCUGGCAUGAGAAGAUAAUCCCCCGAAACAUCAUCAAUUGAAGUGAUUUUAAGCAAACUCCCUUUUGUAAAUCAACGGCUCUUUUGUGCUUUUGUAUUGUGAAUACUCACGGGGACCAAUAGGAACACAGCUUAUGAUUGUAUACAAAUCCUUUGCCAGCACAUUAAUGCAAACUGGAAUUUGUAUAUAUGCGCAUUGUGUAUGUAGCCAUGCACAAUCAGAGUACAUGUAUAUUUGUGGAAUGUUAAUUUAAAUGAUUAAAUUAUGGACUCGUGGGUGAGAAGAUUCAGCCUUUGUGCAUCAUGCUGCUGCUGAGCGUGUGCCCGCGGUGCCCUGCACUUGCCUCCCAAGGCCACCGCAAGCACACGUCUGCCUAACACAUUUGCUACUGGUGAUGACAGACACUGUCACUUGUAGAGCCCUAUUUUUGUAUUAAUGGUAGAAGUUUUGAAUUUUAUGGGGUAUUUUGUCAAGUACUGAAAUAAAAACGACUUCACCAUUUUCA
Ochotona curzoniae (black-lipped pika) is the source of this 12386-nucleotide messenger RNA. It is a transcript of the gene AKAP9, whose product is annotated as A-kinase anchoring protein 9. Gene Ontology annotation, molecular function: DNA binding; molecular adaptor activity; protein kinase A regulatory subunit binding. Gene Ontology annotation, cellular component: centrosome; Golgi stack; cis-Golgi network. The record is from RefSeq and is a predicted model, not a curated record. Gene Ontology annotation, biological process: regulation of Golgi organization; signal transduction; maintenance of centrosome location. Lineage: Eukaryota; Metazoa; Chordata; Mammalia; Lagomorpha; Ochotonidae.